AUGGAACAGACACCGUGGAGGAAAGAAGAAGAUGACAAGAAGGAGAAGAAAGACGAAGAGGUGGUGCACCUCCGGAGAGAGAUUGGUCUGCUGCCUGCUGUGUCCUUCAUCAUCGGUACAGUGGUGGGCAGUGGGAUCUUCAUCGCACCCAAAGGAGUCCUGAUGAAUAGUGGCAGCGUGGGGCUCUCUCUGCUGGUGUGGAUGCUGUGUGGGGUCCUCUCUUUGUUCGGGGCCCUGUGCUAUGCUGAACUAGGUACCACUUUUAAAAAAUCCGGGGGUCACUACACAUAUCUGUUAGAGACCCUGGGGCCGCUGCCUGCCUUCUUAAGAAUCUGGGCGGAGUUCUUAUUCAUUAGGCCAGCUGUGGCUUCCUAUGUGUCCCUGGCUUUUGGUCGCUACGUGGUGGAGCCGUUCUUUGUACCAUGUGCUGCUCCCACAGUGCUGAUCAAACUGGUCAGCAUCCUCGGAGUGACAUUUGUGGUAGCGAUCAACUGCUGGAGUGUGUCCAUGGCCUCUCGAACACAGGUUACCUUGACUUUCAUUAAGAUGUUUGCCCUGGUCCUCAUCAUCAUUCCUGGUGUCAUCGCACUGGCCAAAGGAAAGACAGACAAUUUCCAGAAUGGUUUUGAGGUUGACUCGUUUACAUUGGACAAGAUACCACUGGCCUUCUAUAAUGGCCUAUAUGCCUACGGUGGAUGGUUUUAUCUGAACUUUGUCACAGAAGAGGUCAUUAACCCAAAUAGAAACCUCCCGCUGGCGAUAAUCUGCUCCAUGGUGACAGUGACAGUCUUCUAUGUGCUUGUUAAUGUCGCCUACUACACCAUGAUGACUCCCGCCGAGCUGCUGCUGUCUGAUGCUGUAGCUGUGACAUUUGCCAACCGUGCACUCCAGGGUUUGGCCUCUGUUAUUCCCAUUCUUGUGUCCCUAUCCUGCCUUGGAGCACUUAAUGGUGGCUUCUUUGGAUCGCCCAGGAUGCUGUUUGUGGGUGCCAGGGAGGGUCACUGGCCACCCAUCUUUUCCAUGAUUCACAUCCGCAGACAUACACCUUUACCUGCUGUGCUGCUACUGUACCCCUUGGUGGUGUUGAUGUUAAUCACCGGAGAAAUCUUCCAGCUCAUCAACUUUGCCUCCUUCGCUCGCUGGUUCUUCAUCGCCUUGGCAACCUUGGGGAUGCUCAUCCAUCGAUAUCGUUUCCCCCUCCAGCCAAGGCCUUUCAAGGUGCCACUGGCCAUUGCAGUCAUCUUCACAGUGGUAUGCUUCUUCAUCGUGGGUCUGUCUCUGUACUCGGACCCCUGGAACACAGGGUGGAGCUGUCUCCUCACACUGACUGGCGUCCCAGUUUACUACCUGACCAUCCACAGCUAUCGCUUGCCCCAUAGAUGGAGACACAUCUUCAACUACUGCAGCAAGCAGCUACAGAUCCUCUUUGAAGUGGCUCAACAGGAGGUCAAGACAUACUGA
This is a messenger RNA of Scomber japonicus (chub mackerel), 1461 nucleotides long. RefSeq names its product cystine/glutamate transporter. The record is from RefSeq and is a predicted model, not a curated record. The coding region runs from base 1 to 1461 and encodes 486 amino acids. Gene Ontology annotation, molecular function: L-amino acid transmembrane transporter activity. Gene Ontology annotation, biological process: amino acid transmembrane transport. NCBI's taxonomy places the organism in Eukaryota, Metazoa, Chordata, Actinopteri, Scombriformes, Scombridae. The transcript is spliced from 13 exons. Gene Ontology annotation, cellular component: membrane.